AUGGAUGAUAUAUAUUCACAAAUGACUGAUAAAUUUAAUUGCGAUUCUUCUAAUAGAACAGAUGAUUACUUUAUGCAAGUUUGUCAACCAUUAUCUUCAAAUAGAUGUUAAUAAAUAGAAGAGAUUGAAUUCAAAUUUAGAUAAUCAAAAUAAGAUUAUGUGUUUCCUAGAAUACCUUUUGAAGAAACACCUGAUAAAUAUUAAACAAUUCAAUCUCCACAUCGUUUAAAAACAGAAGGAAAUGAAAAAUCAGAGGAUCAAUUAGAUCUAAAUUUUAAUUUUAAUAGUUCAUCUGAGCAUAUAUCAGAUGAUGCAGUUGUAUUAUAGCCAAAAACUUAUUAAUAAAAAUUAAAGCCUCCUUAACCUAAAAAGCCCAAAAAUACAGUUACAUAAUAAACAUAUAGAACCAUCUUAAAUGAUUUAGAACGCAAGUUGCAUACUAUAAAUUGCAAAGAUUUUAUUAAGAAAAAAUAUGAAUAAAAAGGUGCCUCCAGAGCUAAGAGCAAUUCCAACAGUACAACACAUUAUAAUAGUCAUUAUCAACGGAAGUAUAAGUAAAAAAAAUCAAAGACCCUUUGAAAUAGAUACCAAAACCUCCUCUGUGAAGAAGUCCAUUCCAACAGAAUCUAAAAAGUCACUUAGUAAAACCACUCUCGCAGCCAUAUUAUUAAAAUAGAAAAGUAAGAGCAACCCUUCCAAGACCAAUAAUAUCUUUAAUGUUAAUAAUAGUCAUAUCAAUCUUAAUGUUAAUAUUAAUAGUUAAACUAUGGAUUUAUAAUAAUAAGCAUUAACUGUGGCAUAAAUACUACAGAAAAAAUAAUUGCUAAAUCGCUCCUCUUUAUCAAGUUAUCAGAGAAAUUCUAAUAGAUGUUCUACUGAACCUUUAGAAGAAAUGAAAGCAAGACUAUCCAAUAAUCAUUAAAAAAAUAAAACUACAGUUACAAACUAAUCCAGAUGUAACACUGGAAUGGAUGUAAGAGCAUAAAGUACUAUCUAAUAUUUAAAUUAAAUGAAAAAAUAAUAAAUUAAAAAGCAUUAAAAACAAUAAUAAUAAUAAUAAAUCUAAUAAAAACAACAACCAACUAUGUAAAUUAAACCUUAAUAAAAUAUAAAACAGUAAAAAUUUUAUAAAAUAAAAUAGGAGAUCAAGUACAAAUACUUCUAAACCAAGAAUAUCAUCUGGUAAAUAUAAAAAAUAUAAUUUAUCUAUAUAAAUGAAUUGA
Messenger RNA from Paramecium pentaurelia, 1223 nucleotides. NCBI's taxonomy places the organism in Eukaryota, Ciliophora, Oligohymenophorea, Peniculida, Parameciidae. The record is from the annotation of a GenBank genome assembly.